AUGGCUAAGGUUAUCACGCGCCAAGGCGCGCGUUGCAAAGAGAUCUACAAAAAGCCUCCUUCAACAACCCUGGUGGAACGAGGACUGUACGAAAGCCGCUCACGAUCACAGGACCACCAAGACUCCUAUAUCCAAAUGCUCUCUCCGAAAGACAGUCCGGAAAGCAAAACACAUCUUCUAUAUUAUGAAAGCAUAUAUCGAACCCUACCUCUAACAGAUCCAUCAAAACAAAUCAUUGCAAACACUAUCGAAGAGAAAAGGAAAACCUUCGCCAACUACCUACUGACAAACCUAGCUGAGAUUGAUGACAUCCCGUUCGAUACCCCUACAGCCUCAAGCAGAUCUAUCACCUUCCCUGAUAUAGCUAUACAAGAUAUAGAGCUAACUAUUUUAAAAUCAGGGAACACAGCACCUGACACAAACGAAAUCCCAACAAAAAUCCUACAAAUCGUAUAA
This is a messenger RNA of Sclerotinia sclerotiorum 1980 UF-70, 456 nucleotides long. RefSeq lists its product as hypothetical. The transcript is spliced from 3 exons. Bases 1 to 456 code for a protein of 151 amino acids. NCBI's taxonomy places the organism in Eukaryota, Fungi, Ascomycota, Leotiomycetes, Helotiales, Sclerotiniaceae. The record is from RefSeq and is a predicted model, not a curated record.